Messenger RNA from Danio rerio (zebrafish), 2232 nucleotides. RefSeq names its product aspartyl-tRNA synthetase 1 (gene dars1). Gene Ontology annotation, cellular component: cytoplasm. Lineage: Eukaryota; Metazoa; Chordata; Actinopteri; Cypriniformes; Danionidae. The record is from RefSeq and is marked provisional. Gene Ontology annotation, biological process: aspartyl-tRNA aminoacylation; tRNA aminoacylation for protein translation. Gene Ontology annotation, molecular function: aminoacyl-tRNA ligase activity; aspartate-tRNA ligase activity; nucleic acid binding.
UGCUUUUUGUCUACCACAUCCCUUCAGAGCCGAACUAUGACUAAAGAAAAUGUACAAGGAGGCGGCGAGGAGGAGCAGCAGGCCCAGUCCAAGAAAGCCCUGAAGAAACAGCAGAAGGAAGCAGAGAAAGCGGCGAAAAAGGCAGAGAAGCAGGCCAAGCUGGCCUCAGAGCAGCAGGAAACUGAGGAAGAUGACUUUGCCAAGGAUCGCUAUGGGAUCUGUCCGAUGGUCCAAUCCCAGCAAAAACUGGACAGGGCGUUGGUGCGUGUCCAGGACCUGACACUGGAGAAGGCUGAGCAGCAGAUCUGGGUGCGUGCCAGAAUUCACACCAGCAGAGCUAAAGGGAAGCAGUGCUUCUUGGUCCUGCGUCACCAGCAGUUCACGGUUCAGGCUCUGCUCGCGGUGGGAGAUCGUGCCAGCAAGCAGAUGGUCAAGUUUGCUGCUAACAUCACAAAGGAGAGCAUCAUUGAUGUGGAGGCCGUAGUGAAGAAGGUGGAGCAGAAGAUCGAGAGCUGUUCUCAGCAGGAUGUGGAGCUUCACGUGGAGAGGAUCUUUGUGAUAAGUCAGUCUGAGGCCAGACUCCCCCUUCAGCUGGAAGAUGCUGUCAGGCCAGAAGGAGAAGGAGAUGAGGAGGGAAGAGCCACUGUCAAUCAGGACACCAGGCUGGACAACAGAGUUAUUGAUCUAAGAACCACGACCAGCCAGGCUAUCUUCCGGCUGCAGUCGGGCGUAUGUCAACUCUUCAGAGACACUCUCAUCAACAAGGGCUUUGUGGAGAUCCAGACUCCCAAAAUCAUCUCUGCUGCUAGUGAAGGUGGAGCAAACGUCUUCACCGUCUCCUACUUCAAGACCAGUGCGUAUCUGGCUCAAUCUCCUCAGCUCUACAAGCAGAUGUGUAUUUGUGCUGAUUUUGACAAAGUCUUCUGUGUCGGACCAGUGUUCAGGGCUGAAGACUCCAACACUCAUCGCCACCUCACUGAGUUUGUGGGUCUGGAUAUAGAAAUGGCCUUCAGUUAUCAUUACCAUGAGGUCAUCGACUCCAUUACUGACACCAUGGUUCAGAUCUUUAAAGGACUGCGUGACCGCUUCCAGACGGAGAUCCAGACGGUGAAUAAGCAGUAUCCCAGCGAGCCGUUCAAGUUCCUGGAGCCCACGCUGAGGCUGGAGUACAAGGAAGGGUUGGCCAUGCUGAGAGCUGCUGGUGUGGAGAUGGGAGAUGAAGAAGAUCUCAGCACACCCAAUGAAAAGCUGCUUGGUCGUCUUGUAAAGGAGAAGUAUGACACUGACUUCUAUGUGCUGGACAAAUAUCCACUGGCUGUGAGGCCUUUCUACACUAUGCCUGACCCCAGCAAUCUGAAAUACUCCAACUCCUACGACAUGUUCAUGAGAGGAGAGGAGAUCCUGUCUGGAGCUCAGAGAAUCCACGAUGCUCAGCUGCUAACUGAAAGAGCAAUGCACCACAACAUCGACCUGGAGAAGAUCAAGGCCUACAUUGACUCGUUCCGUUAUGGAGCUCCUCCUCAUGCUGGUGGUGGCAUAGGUCUUGAAAGAGUGACCAUGCUUUAUCUCGGCCUACACAAUGUACGCCAGACCUCCAUGUUCCCUCGUGAUCCCAAACGCCUCACUCCAUAAGCAAUAAAGCAGCCGAUCGGUCUCGCAUCUGCCAUCCGCCUCAAACAGUAGAACCUCUAGGACACCAGCCAUCAGGGAUCUGGAAGUGCCAUGAUGUUUAACCCACAAAAAUGAAGCCAGUUUUAUAAUACUUGUCAGCAGACACAGCAGGAUGUUAGAUUAAAUAAUGUACUUAAAGGUGAUAGUUCACCUAAAAUGUAAAAUUCUGACAUUUUUUUCUCUCAUGUGUUCUUAAACGUUUAUAAUUGUCUUUCUUUUGUUGAACAAAAAAGAAGAUAUUUUGAAGUAUGCUAUAGUCAUUUCUUUUUCCUGCUAUGGAAGUCGCAUACUUCAAAAUAUCUUCUUUUGUGUUCAAGAAAAAAAAAAAAAAAGACAAUUAUAAAUGUUUAAAAACACAUGAGGGAGAAUAAAUGAUUAUGUUUUGGUUGAACUGUCCAACCAAAAUCAAUGAAGGGAAUCAAUGUUUAACUGGUAACAUUCAGAUCACGCGUUAUUAAAAUCACACUUUACAUGUAGGGUUUUUCUACUGACAUAUGUUCCUUUUUUGAGAAUUAUAACAAAUAAUUUAAACCGCACAUGCACAAUAAAUUAACAAUGUUA